UCAGGCAUCCAGGAAGAACAUGUGGUGAACGGAGAAAAAAAUGGCGGACCCGGUCGCGCUCUUCGUAUCAAUUGGGCUUACCGAUCAGAAAGCAAGAGAAACUUUGAAAAAUGAGACGCUCAGCUCGCUGCUUAAGGAAGCUGUCAUUCAGGUUCAGGGAGUUGUUGGGGGCAGUAAUAUUAACAAGGCAACUGGAACUCUCUUAUACAACUUGGCAUCACGGUUGAAGGACACAAAAAGACUAGGGUUUUUGGUGGCAUACAUUGCCAAGAAGCAGAUCAACACUGACUUGCAGUUAAAUGCUGCCCUGGAUUAUAUUAAAAGCCACCCUGUGGACCCUAUUGACAAAGCUGGUUUUGAACAGGAGUGUGGUAUUGGCAUUGAGGUUACACCGGAACAGAUCGAGGAAGCAGUAGAGGCAGUAAUCCUCAAAUAUAAGCAGCAGUUGCGUGAGGAACGCUAUCAUUUCAACAUGGGCUUGUUGAUGGGUGAAGCCAGAAGUCGAUUAAAGUGGGCUGAUGGCAAAGCCCUUAAGAAUGAAGUUGACAUGCAGGUACUGCACCUCCUUGGUCCCAAAACGGAAGCAGAUUUGGAAAAAAAGUCAAAGGCCCAAAAGCAGAAAGCACCUGAUACCAACAAGAAAGAGGAAGCUGUGGUUAAUGGAGAGAUGAAGUUUGAAGGGAAAUCUCUUAUGGAGCAACUCCGAGGAGAAGCCCUAAAAUUCCAUAAACCAGGCGAGAACUAUAAGACUGAAGGCUAUGUUGUCACUGCAAAUACCAUGAAGCUUCUGAAACAGCAUUUGGAAAUAACUGGAGGGCAGGUACGGACUCGCUUUCCACCAGAGCCCAAUGGCAUCUUGCAUAUUGGACAUGCCAAAGCCAUUAACUUUAAUUUUGGUUAUGCUAAGGCCAACAAUGGUAUCUGUUUUCUGCGAUAUGAUGACACCAAUCCAGAAAAAGAAGAGGAAAAAUAUUUUACUGGAAUUCGGGAUAUUGUCGAAUGGUUAGGCUACAAGCCCUAUGCUGUUACACAUGCUUCAGAUAACUUCCCUCAGCUGUAUGAGUGGGCAGUGGAGUUAAUCAAAAGGGGAGAAGCAUAUGUAUGUCACCAAAAAGUCGAGGAGAUCAAAGGUCACAACCCACCACCCUCACCCUGGAGAAACAGAAGUGUAGAAGAGUCCCUGCUGCUUUUUGAUGGAAUGAAGAAGGGCAAAUUUGCUGAAGGAGAGGCAACACUGAGAAUGAAGCUGGUGAUGGAAGAUGGAAAGAUGGAUCCUGUAGCAUAUCGCAUUAAAUAUACACCCCACCACAGGACUGGGGACACCUGGUGUAUCUACCCCACCUAUGACUACACACAUUGUCUCUGUGAUUCCAUUGAGCAUAUCACCCACUCUCUUUGUACCAAAGAAUUCCAGGCCAGGCGAUCUUCCUAUUUCUGGCUCUGUAAUGCACUAGAUGUGUACUGCCCUGUGCAGUGGGAGUAUGGACGUCUCAACCUGACAUAUACUGUUGUCUCCAAGAGAAAGAUCAUCAAAUUGGUGGAAACCGGUAUUGUCCGGGAUUGGGAUGACCCUCGUCUGUUUACACUGACUGCUCUACGCAGAAGAGGCUUUCCUGCUGAAGCCAUCAACAACUUUUGUGCCAGGGUUGGUGUGACCGUUGCCCAGACAACCAUGGAACCUCACCUGCUGGAGGCAUGUGUUCGGGAAGUGCUGAAUGAUACUGCUCCUAGAGCAAUGGCUGUUUUUGAACCUCUCAAAGUCACCAUUACCAACUUUCCUGUGGUUGAGCAGAUGGAAAUAGCAGUUCCAGAUUUUCCAGCCGAGGAAACUCGAGGAGUGCACAGUGUACCAUUUUGCUCUACUGUCUACAUUGAACAGUCAGAUUUCAGAGAGAUGAUGGAAAAAGGAUACAAACGGCUAACGCCCGAGCAACCUGUUGGGCUGCGACACACUGGUUAUGUCAUAAAUGUGCAGAAAGUCAUGAAGGAUACAUCAGGGAAAGUAAUUGAGCUGCUUGUUUCCUGCUCCAAAACCACCGAUGUUGAGAAGCCCAAGGCAUUUAUUCACUGGGUGUCCAACCCCAUACAGUGUGAAGUCCGUCUUUAUGAGAGACUGUUCCUUCACAAAAAUCCAGAAGACACUACAGAGGUUCCUGGUGGAUUCCUGAGUGACAUCAACCCAAACUCUCUUACUGUGAUACACAAUGCUCUUGUUGAUCAAUCUGUCGCAAAAUCUAAAUCUUUUGAUAAGUUCCAGUUUGAAAGAGUGGGAUACUUCUCAGUGGAUCCUGACAGCACCAGCCAUAAGUUUGUCUUUAACAGGACAGUGACCCUUAAAGAGGAUCCUGGGAAGAUCUAACUGCAAAGCCUCAUGUUCCUGUUAAAAGAGGACCCCCUUCCAUCUCUCAGUCCUUCAGCAAGUGUUACAUUUUCAAGACAAAUCCAACUUUUCUACUGGGUCUGUUCUGUCAUGGUUUAAUUACUUACAGAGUACAGAACAUUUGUGUAAAAGUGUUUUGUGGGUGACAUGGCCAUUCCCUUACUGAUGCCUCCCGCCAUUGGUGCCUGAUUUUUUUUUUUUUUUAAUACUUUGUAAGACUUUGCUUGAUUCUCUGAGAGAAGCUGGAUGCCCUUAAGUAUUGAAUUCCUGACUAUCCUGCAAGAAGUGUUUUAUUAGUGACAUUCUAAUACAGUAUCAUUUUUGUGGCACUGGUGUCCAAUCAACAGAUUAAUUAUAUGGUUUCCCAUAUUUUACUUUCUUCUUUUUUUAUAUGUAUUCUGGUAUCCAAUGUUUAAGGUCAUCUAAAGGAUUUGUCGGUUAAAAGAAGAGAGUAUUAUGUUUCCUAACUGGAGAAGUUAUACCAAAUCAUUUGAGAGAUGAAGAGAUGGAAGAAGGUUCAUAAAUGAGGGGACUGUUUAAAAGGAGAAGAGGAUUCUACAUUCUGCUCAGAUCUUGCAUUUUAGUAUGCACACAGAAUACAAGCAGAUUAUUGGCAGUAGAAGAUUUGGUUUGAGAGACAUACUUUGUGCAUGUGAAAACCAAACCUCAAACACCUGAAUGAAAUUAAAAAAAAGUGCUGCAUUUAUCAAGCUGCCAUGUGACCUUAUCCUCAAAAGAAACAGGGUAGAGUAUUGUGCCUUAAAAAUAUAAAAUCUGCUGUGGUUUGCUAAGGUGCUUCUCUUUAAUUGAGGUUAUUUGCAGAGGGUUUGUUGGGGUGGUUUAAAUAAAAAUAAGAAGGGAACCUCUCAUUAUGUAGUCAUAUCUGUUUUGUUGCUGAUGGCAAUGUGAGUAAAUAAAGUUUUUCAAGACUA
Polypterus senegalus (gray bichir) is the source of this 3312-nucleotide messenger RNA. RefSeq names its product glutaminyl-tRNA synthetase 1 (gene qars1). Gene Ontology annotation, cellular component: cytoplasm; aminoacyl-tRNA synthetase multienzyme complex; cytosol. The coding region runs from base 41 to 2359 and encodes 772 amino acids. The record is from RefSeq and is a predicted model, not a curated record. The transcript has 24 exons. Gene Ontology annotation, biological process: translation; glutaminyl-tRNA aminoacylation. Lineage: Eukaryota; Metazoa; Chordata; Cladistia; Polypteriformes; Polypteridae. Gene Ontology annotation, molecular function: ATP binding; glutamine-tRNA ligase activity.